Mesorhabditis belari is the source of this 960-nucleotide messenger RNA. NCBI's taxonomy places the organism in Eukaryota, Metazoa, Nematoda, Chromadorea, Rhabditida, Rhabditidae. The record is from the annotation of a GenBank genome assembly.
AUGGCCACCAAUGUUACAUUGUUAAAAGAAGAGCCCUUGGGAGAUCAAGCCAAAGAACAAUUGGAAACUCUUGAGGUCGAGCCUACCGCUAAGCAACUUGACAUGACACGCUUCAGGGUGAAGAAAAUCGAGGGACUCGAGUUCUUGGAACAGUUGGAGUAUUUGUGCCUCCGUUGGAAUUUGAUCAAACGCAUCGAGAAUCUACACAUGCUCACCACUCUCACCGAACUCGACCUAUACGACAAUCAAAUUGAAAAGAUCGAGGGACUUGAGACUUUGGUCAAUCUGCAUACUCUGGAUUUGUCUUUCAAUCGGAUUCAAAAAAUUGAAGGUCUCAAGACUUUGGUCAAUCUCCACACUCUUUACCUUGUUCACAACAAACUAUCAAAGAUUGAAGGUCUUGAAAAUUUGGAAGCACUUGAGUACCUUGAAUUGGGAGACAAUCGCAUUAAAAAGAUCGAGAAUCUCGACAACAAUGUCAACAUUCGGCGUCUCUUCCUUGGCGCUAAUCAGAUUCGAAAGGUUGAGAACAUUGGCCAAUUACAAAAGCUUGACGUGCUUUCAAUGCCUGCAAAUAUCAUUUUAAAGAUUGAGGGUUUGGACGAGCUUCCUCAUUUGAAAGAGCUUUACUUCUCGCAAAACGGCAUUCAGUGCAUCGAAGGUCUCGAAAAGCUUCAAGAUCUCGAGAUUCUUGAUCUCAAUCAUAACAGGCUCAAAGAAGCUCGAGGAUUUGCUCAUCUCCAAAAACUUACCGACUUCUGGGCAAAGAUGAACAAGCUUGAAGAUUGGUCGGUUGUGGAUGAAGAGUUGGUGCAUUUGCCAAACCUCCGCCUCGUUUACCUCGAAGAAAAUCCAUUCUCCAAAGAUAAAAAUUACCGUGCUCGUGCCAUUCAAUCUCUUUCUACAAUCACUCGACUCGAUUCGGACUUUUGUCGCAAGGAAUCGGAUGUCGUCAAGAUU